Molecule: messenger RNA, 954 nt
Organism: Clonostachys rhizophaga
Lineage: Eukaryota; Fungi; Ascomycota; Sordariomycetes; Hypocreales; Bionectriaceae
Source: the annotation of a GenBank genome assembly
AUGCGAGCUGGACGCUUCGUCUGUGUGGGAAUUCCCGUCCUACUCACGAUAGGUGCUAUUGUGUCCUACCUGAUCGCCGCCCUCUCCGGUGUCGCCCACAACAGCGUCUACCUCUUCAAGGUCGAUCUUUCCAAACUCGACAUCGAUGAGAACAGCAUCAGCAACUUCGUUUCCGAAAACCUCGGUAUACUAGGUCGUGAUGCCGAGGAGAUUCGAGGUAUUACUGCAUCCAACCUGGGCUUCGGUGAUUCUUACGAUGUCAACCUCUGGGGAUACUGCAUGAACAAGAAUGGUACCGACCGAGAGUGCACCAAAGCUCAGUUCGACUGGGCCAGCACCAGAAUUAAGAAGGACUUCCUCGACCCCAUUGCUGGAAAGUCAGUCGAGCUCCCCAGCGAGAUGAAGUCUGCUCUUAAUGUUUUUACUACCGUUACCAAGUACACCGAGAUCGCCUUCAUCAUCGCCCUUGUUUCGCUGGGUGUCGAGCUGUUGGUCGGUAUCUUCUCCAACUGCACAAGAAUCAUUUCUUGCCUCACCACUUUGAUCGGCAUUGUGGCCAUCCUUUUCUCUCUCGCCGCUUCCGGUCUUGCCACUGGAAUGGCUGUCGUUGUCGUCAGCGCUAUCAAGACCAUCGGCAAGCCUUACGGUGUUGAGGGUAGCUUCAACGGCAACUUCCUCGCUUGUAUCUGGAUCGGUUUCGCCUUCUCCCUCGCCGCUGGCCUGUUCUGGCUCUUCACCAUCUGCUGCUGCAAGCCUGACCACCGCGAGAAGCGCCGCAGCGAUGGCGAGAAGCUCAUCCCCAGCUCCGGCUACUACCCCAUCGGCAGUGACAACGAGAUGACCAGCGGCCACGGCUACCACAACCAGUACCAGCCCUCGUACAACAAGAACUCCAGGACCCACGGCCACAGCAACUCUGAUGUUGCUUACGAGCCAUUCUCCCACCGCGCAUAA